This is a messenger RNA of Plasmodium cynomolgi strain B, 1116 nucleotides long. RefSeq lists its product as hypothetical. The transcript has 2 exons. The record is from RefSeq and is a predicted model, not a curated record. Bases 1 to 1116 code for a protein of 371 amino acids. Lineage: Eukaryota; Apicomplexa; Aconoidasida; Haemosporida; Plasmodiidae.
AUGUCAGCAGCCGCCAUAGGAGUCGAAAACAGAUGUUUAAUGAAAAACCAAAAAAACAACAACGGCACAUGUGAUAGUAUCAAUGUAGACAUAAAUCAUAUUAUAAAAGAUAUAUAUGGAUUUAAACAUGGGAGAAAGAGAAGCGUUCAGUUUAUCAACGACGACACGCUAUUGAAUAGCCAGGACAUGAAGAAAAUAAUAAAGAGAAUAAAAAUUCAAGAGAGCUAUGGGAGUAGCAGUACGGGUAAACAUGGACCAUGUGACAGUGAGAGUAAACAGGAGGAAGAUUCAUUGACGCUACCUCCACAGGAUGCCACUUGCAUCAAUAGUGAGGACGCUGUUAAAAUUGGCUCGGGGGUCGACUCGGAUAGAGGAUCGGACAGUGGCUUAGAUAGAGGAUCGGACAACGGCUUGGAUAGAGGAUCGGACAGCGGCUUGGAUAGAGGAUUGGACAACGGCUUGGAUAGAGGAUCGGACAGCGGCUUGGAUAGAGGAUCGGUCAACGGAUUGGAUAGAGGAUCGGUCAACGGAUUGGAUAGAGGAUCGGUCAACCGCUUUGAUAGAGGAUUGGACAACGGCUUAGAUAACAACCUCCUCCAUAGCAGCCCACAUGGCUGCACCAGUAACAACCACAUACGAAACAGCGACAAGCGAAGCUGCCCCCAAGAAUAUGACAACUUCUGCGAAAACAACCGCUUUGUAAAAAGACAGGCGAGUAGCAACAAUCAGGUUAGAAGCGACUCCACAACGGAAUCGUUAAUCCACCGAGAAGAAAACAGAAAAAUUUUGUCCAAGCAGUUCGAACUCUGCAUCGAUAACGUCCUAGAGCAUAUCCGCUCGUGUAACGAAAUUAAUCAAGCGAAGAAAAUUAUGAUUCCUCUGUUAAGUGAAUUUAUAUUAAACAAUUUCAUGUGCCUGGAUGACCAUGAGAGGGUUCAAAAUGGAUACAAAAUAAAUAUCGACACUUUGCAGAAGGAGAAAAAAGUUUUAAUAAGUGCCGUAAAAACGCAAUAUCAAAAAAUUAUACAAUUGCAGAAAUUGGUUCAUCAGUACUUCUACGACAUUAACAAUCCAAAUAAGAGAAUUUUUUCUAUAUUGUCCCCAGACGUGUACUAG